AAAUGCCUUCCGCCGGCGUUUCAUUAAUUUGUGCAUCUUGUAAUCAGCUCCGAUUUCCUCACCAUCUAGUGUCUGCCCGCCUGGCUUGGCUGAGGUUUUGUCUGUCGUAAAUCAGAACAGGAUUGCACCCGGAACUAAUAAUUCUGACCACAACGGCUGGAAGACGGGGGUUUUACUGUCCUUGUCAAGGAAAUAAAAGAAGAAGAAUAUUAUCUGAACAAAUCGGCGACAAAAAAUAAAACAUUAGAAGAUUUUAAAAAAAAUAAUAGAGGCGAGAACAAAGCUACUAAAGUCUGGUGAAAAAGGAGGAAAGAAAAGGCACUCGCUUUGUGAGGAUAUUAUUCCAAGACUUCUGAAAGCUUAGUUCUGUUCUGAGGAGUCCGAGCUUCUAAUUAUAGCCCAACAUGGCGGCCCCAGCCCAGGGAGGAGCAAACAAGAGUCAAGGACAGGCGCUGGCGGGGUGCAACUUUGUCGCCCAGGACCAAAUCUGG
Messenger RNA from Aplysia californica (California sea hare), 491 nucleotides. RefSeq lists its product as uncharacterized. The record is from RefSeq and is a predicted model, not a curated record. NCBI's taxonomy places the organism in Eukaryota, Metazoa, Mollusca, Gastropoda, Aplysiida, Aplysiidae.